GAGGAGGAAAAGGAGGCACGGCCAGGGAGAAGAGGAGAAAAAGAGAUCAAAAGAAGCAGUUGACGGGGAAGGGUGGGGGUUCAUUUCUGAUUUCUCUCGGAUGGGAUUCUUCUCUCACCCCGCGAAUGGAGGGAUGAAACCGGGAGAAAAAGACGGGGAGAGAGAGAAAGAGAGAGGAGGACGAAGAGGAGGAUGUAGUCGUCGGGAGCUGUGAGAAUGCAAAACGGACGCACCCCUCUGGAAGAGAGGAUUGAACUAUAAACCCGUACGGAAUUUACAGCCACCUAAAGGAUAUUACACAUACUUACCUCGCUAUAGACGUUUAUGGGGCAUAUUUUCUUACCUGGAACCUAUUUGUGUGGAGUUACAACAGUAAUCACCACUAUUAUUCCAAUUAUGGGAUAUGGCCAGAUAAUUGCGCCCUGACACCGAACCGAAGGGUCGAAACAUUCAGAAAGAGUGAGUGAAAACAACGAGAAGAUUUUGGACCUUUACCCUCAUCCAUGAUGUUAUAGCUGUGUGGUAACAUGUGAAUCCUGAAGCAGAGUGUAGUUCACUUUUACAUCUCUGAAGGUGUUGUGUCCAGGUGGGGUGGUAACCAUGGAGAGGCUAUUGCUGUGUGUGAUGCUGGCAGUUGCCAUGGCAGUGCGGGCACAGAUCUGCCCGAAGCGCUGCGUGUGUCAGAUCCUGUCACCCAACCUGGCAACCCUCUGUGCCAAGAAAGGUCUACUGUUUGUACCACCGAACAUUGACAGGCAUACAGUGGAGCUCCGGCUGGCUGACAACUUUGUCACAAGUGUGAAGAGGAAAGAUUUUGCAAACAUGACACGGUUGGUGGACCUAACAUUAUCCAGAAACACCAUCUCCUACAUCACACCUUAUGCCUUUGCCGAUCUGGAAAACCUCAGAGCUUUACACCUCAACAGUAAUCGACUGACGAGGAUAGGCAAUGAUACGUUCAGUGGCAUGUCAAAGCUCCACCACCUCAUUCUGAACAACAACCAGCUGGUGAUGAUCCACCAGGGAGCAUUCAAUGACCUCCUGGCACUGGAAGAACUGGACCUCAGUUACAAUAACCUGGACUCAAUUCCUUGGGAGGCCAUCCAGAAAAUGACCAGCCUCCAUACUUUGAGUUUAGACCACAACAUGCUGGACUUCAUUCCAGAAGGGACAUUUUCUCUGCUUCAGAAGCUCAACCGGCUGGACGUCACCUCAAAUAAACUCCAAAAACUGCCACCAGACCCACUCUUUCAACGAGCACAGGUCCUGGCCACAUCUGGAGUCCUGAACCCCUCUUCUUUUGCAUUGUCAUUUGGUGGAAACCCUCUGCACUGUAACUGUGAGUUACUGUGGCUGCGAAGGCUGAACAGAGAGGACGACUUGGAGACGUGCGCUUCACCCCAACACCUCUCUGGCCGAUACUUCUGGUCCAUUCCUGAGGAGGAGUUCCUCUGUGAACCUCCACUCAUCACCAGAUAUUCCCAUGAGAUGAGGGUGCUUGAAGGGCAGAGAGUUGCGCUCAGGUGUAAGGCAAGAGGUGACCCCGAGCCAGCCAUUCACUGGAUCUCUCCUGAGGGCAAACUGGUGUCUAACUCCUCCAGAACACUGGUCUACAGUAAUGGGACUUUAGACAUCCUCAUCAGUACUGUGAAAGACACUGGCUCCUUCACGUGCAUCUCCUCCAAUCCUGCUGGUGAAGCACACCAGACAGUAGACCUGGUUAUUAUAAAACUCCCCCACAUCUCCAACAACACCAACAACAUUCAGGAGCCUGAUCCUGGAUCAUCAGACAUUUCCACAUCUACCCGGGGUGGAGCCAAUGGGAGCAAUGUGACGGCUGACGCGAAGGGCGGGGUGGAUAGGAGGGUGGUGACGGCUGAGGCCACGUCAUCAACAGCACUGAUCAAGUUCAACUUCCAGAGGAAUAUUCCAGGCAUUAGGAUGUUUCAGAUACAGUACAAUGGGAGCCAGGAUGACUCACUGGUUUACAGAAUGAUCCCCCCAUCCAGCAAGAACUUCCUGGUCAACAACCUGGCAGCAGGGACCCAGUACGACCUCUGCGUACUGGCCAUCUAUGAUGAUGUCAUCACCUCUUUGACAGCAACACGUGUGGUCGGCUGUGUGCAGUUCACCACCGAGUCAGAGUACAUGAGGUGUCAUUUUAUGCAGUCUCAGUUCCUCGGCGGGACUAUGAUCAUCAUCAUCGGAGGGAUAAUAGUGGCCUCCGUGCUCGUCUUCAUCAUUAUCCUGAUGAUACGGUACAAGGUGUGUAACCCUGGUGAGGGUGCUAAAGGCGUUUCAAUGUCGAUGACCAACGUUCACUCACAGACCAAUGGGCAGCAGUCACAGGGAUGCACUGUGACUCCCAGCGCCUCUAAACAUGGCUCAAUCGGAUUAGAUGACCUCUCAGGAAGCUCAAAGAAAAGGAGCGGAGCAGGAGGAGGAGGAGGGGGCAAGGAUACGAUGACUCAGUCAUCCGAUUCUUCCCUGCCUGACUGCUCCACAGCUACGUCAGUCCUUAGCCAGCCUUGGGCAGCCAGGAGCCCGACAGCUGGAGCCGAAGAACGAGAGAAGGUGGGUGAAAACAGAGCUCAAGCUGGCGUCUCGUCGCCCACCACCGGUUCACUAACCAAGCCAAAGCGUAAGCCCGCUCCAAGUAAACCAGGCUCUGCUUGCUCCAACACCUCUGCUACUCCCGAAAAUCCACCCACAUCCUCCCAUCGCCCUCCUUCCUCCUCUUCCUCCGCAGCCUCCUCUGCUCUCCUCCCCUCCUCCACCCCACUGGAGAACCUAAACACCAACCGCAACAACUCCACUUCUCUCAACCAAACCCCACCGCCCUUCACUCCUUCUCCUUUCUCCAGCCCUCUUGCCACGCUGAGCCCCGUUCCCUCCAUCCGAUUUAGAGAGACGCCCAUCUUGCGCAGGGCUCCUCGCACCUCCGCCAAGUACCAAACUCUCCCUGUGGAGGAGGCAGGAAGAAGCAGGGCGAGGAGGAGGUACUCGCUCAGUGAAGGAGGAGGCUCAAAGACUCACUCGUCCCUUCAGGGAGGAGGAGGAGCGCCCAAAUUAGGGCGUAUAAUGCGGAACAAAAGGAGCCAAUCAAUGAGCGGGAUGCUUCUCUCGAAAGACGGGGACGGAGACUCGGACAAAGGGCGGUGUGAUUCAGACUGGAUCUUAGAAAGCACGGUUUGACCUGGGACGAGACAGCAACCAUCAAAUAAACUUUGGUUUAUUCAUUAUUGUUUUUCAUAUGUGUGUGUGUGUCCGUGUGUUAGUUUGAAUGUGUGUGAGUGUAGGGUAACAAACAAAGGUGUGUUUGUGACAUGAAUCAGUGUGCAGUGUGUGUUUUUGGUGUGUAUGUGUGUUCACGUUGGAACCGUUGUUUAUAGACGUGCGAGUUGAUGUGUGUUUCUGGAUGAACGUGUGAGCAUACUUUUUCCUUUUUCAGCCUGUUGCUUUUUUAUUAUUGUUUUCAUAUUUCACAUAUUCUUUGUAUUCAGUUUACAGGUUUGUUUUUUUUUUCACUUUGACAGUUUUCCUAUCUGUUUUUCAGUCGGUCAUUCAGCGAGUGGAUAACUCGCCACGUCUCGUAGCGUCCUCGAAUUGUCUCAUUGGUACCACUUUAUAGCACAAAAGAAUACAAGACAAUGGGCUCGCCACGUCAUUUCCCGAUUCACACUCACCUUAUGUGAAAAUACCACGAAAAGGGAAUUAUUACAGGAAAAAAAAAGAGGAACAACAACAACAAAAAAAAAAAAAACGAUACAAGAACUGAAAAGCACACCGUUUUUACACACCCACAGGAAGUGUGUGUCCAUACCGUGGCAAGAGAAUAGCAGUCAGUGCCUUCUUUUGCACUAACAGACCCUCUGACAGAUGUAAGAACCUGGAUUUAGGACUCCACCAUGCUUCAGAACCGAGGGAUUGGGAUGGAGGGGACGAAUAAAGGAAGAGAGAGAGAGAUUUCACACAUAGCCUUUCUUACCUACCGAGGAGUACAAACAUUUCUUGACAUGUAGACAGACACAAACAAAACAACAAGUAACAAACAGACGAAGACUUUGACGUACCUCUUAUGAAAUUGAUAUUUUUUAAAGGGAAGGAUAUAAAAAAAGAACAUAAAAAAAUCCUUGUGAGCAUUUCACCCAGCAUUGGUAUUACUACAACCUGUGUUGGUCACAAGCUCUCGGAAAGCUUCUGUACAGAAAAAGACAACAUGUACUGUGUUGUUAUGUUGUGUAAAAUAAAAA
Molecule: messenger RNA, 4253 nt
Organism: Scatophagus argus
Lineage: Eukaryota; Metazoa; Chordata; Actinopteri; Scatophagidae
Gene: lrfn5a
Product: leucine rich repeat and fibronectin type III domain containing 5a
Exons: 10
Coding region: 601-3195 (864 amino acids)
Molecular function (GO): protein binding
Source: RefSeq, a predicted model, not a curated record